Molecule: messenger RNA, 1635 nt
Organism: Gilbertella persicaria
Lineage: Eukaryota; Fungi; Mucoromycota; Mucoromycetes; Mucorales; Choanephoraceae
Exons: 1
Coding region: 1-1635 (544 amino acids)
Biological process (GO): proteolysis
Cellular component (GO): cytoplasm
Molecular function (GO): manganese ion binding; metalloaminopeptidase activity
Source: RefSeq, a predicted model, not a curated record
AUGGAAUUACCAAAACUCGAAUUAUUCUCUGAAGACAAGGUCUUACUUUCAAACAUUGCCACCAAUUAUGAUGGUCUUAUUGUUAUCUUUACCGAAAAAGAAGCCUUGUCCCAAUUUACUGGUCUUCAAGCAUACUCUGAGCUUGACGCUACCUUUGGUGAGUCGAUCCAACUCAUCCUUCCUCACGACCAAACACCCCACAAACGUAUCUUAAUUGCUCCCACUGGUUCUCUUUUCAAUGACUUUGAUGAUGUUCGUCGUUUCAAGGACGCUGCUUACAAUGCUGGUGUCCACGCCCUUAAAGUAGGUAUGAGAAAUCCUCUUGUUUGUUUUGCCGAUGAACCUACUUUGGGUACUACCAGUGAAUGGACUUUUGAGGAACAAAACGAUUACAAGCACUAUUUAGAAGUGACCAUGCUUGGUUUGCUGGAAGCCAAUUUCGAGCCUAUUGAUGUGCGUCAGCACAAGGGUGAUAAAAUUAAGACAAUGGAACGCAUUGGAUUCAUCUCUUCUUCCAACUUGUGUGAAGAAAAACUCAUCCAACGUGUCUCUGCUAUUGAAGCUGGUCGUCGUAUGGCCAAGGACAUUGGUAAUCCUGAUCCUGAAAUCAUGUCUCCUAUCAACAUUGCCAAAUACAUUCAAGAACAAUUCAAGGGUGUUGAGAACAUUAAGGUAUCCGUGAUUGAAGAUGUGAAUGAAAUCAAGAAAAACUACCCCUUGGCUCAUGCUGUCACUCGUGCCUCUUUGGCUGUGGAACGCCAUCAUCCUCGAUUCAUUCAUUUUGAAUACACUUCUCCUGAUCAAUCCAAGGUGAAGGAAAACCUUUACUUUGUUGGUAAAGGUGUUACUUAUGAUACUGGUGGAGCUGAUAUCAAGUGCAGUGGCCAUAUGAGAGACAUGUCUCGUGAUAAGUGUGGUGCUGCUGCUGUCGCCGGUUUCUUCAAGACUAUUUCCAUGUUGGCCCCCGAAAAGGUCAAUGUUACUGGUGGUCUUGCCCUUGUCCGCAAUUCUGUGGGUCCUGAUAUGUAUGUGUCUGAUGAAGUGAUUGUAGCUCGUAGUGGUGUUCGUGUGUUGGUGGGCAAUACAGAUGCUGAAGGUCGUAUGGUCAUGACAGAUUUGUUAUGUCAAUUCAAAGAAAAGGCUUUGGCUCACAAGCAAAGCAAUUCUCCUUCUGCUAAUGCACCUUCUCUCUUAUUCACCUGUGCUACCUUGACAGGUCAUGCUAUUCGUGCUUAUGCAGGUUAUGGUAUCACAUUAGAUAACGGAUUCGCACGAAAGAACAGAGUGAGUAGACGUGUUCAUGAUGCUGGUCAUGUUUUGGCAGACCCUUUUGAAAUUUCCACUUUACGUCGUGAAGAUGUUGAAUGUGUGAAGCCUGGUCGUUCAAGUGAAGAUUUGAUUUCUGCUAACGACCAACCUUCCACCAUGACUAACCGUGGUCAUCAAUAUCCCGCCGGUUUCAUGUUACAAGCUUCUGGUCUAGACAAGUAUGGUUUAGAUAACAAGGAAAUCUCAUUAGGUUAUACUCACUUGGAUGUUGCUGGUUCUGCUGAAACUCUCAGUGGUGUCGGUUGGAGUUUGCCCCGUGUUACUGGUUCUCCUGUUGCUGCUCUUGCAGGUGCUUUUCUUAUUUAA